UCAUAUAUUGUAAGUCUGAACCGGCAUUUACUAAAUAUUCUGCCUUCAAUCUAACCGCAGUGCAACGAAAGCUUACAUCUAUUCAGCAUCUGUCAAUCUGACCUCUGUAUCCUUCACAAAUCCAACGCACGACGCAGAGCUCUAAGGAUGAAGAUUGAAAACAGCCUGCCCUGCUCUCAACUCCCUGAGGCCCCUCCUCAGACCGGGCUGCAUUUUACAGUGGCGACGGAGGAGGACUUUGAUGACAUCAUGGCCAUGAGCAAGGAUAUCUAUGGCGGCCUGGACUAUCUGCCCUCCCGCUAUCAAGCCUGGCUGCAAGAGAGCAACCGCACUGUCAUUUUGGCUCGCAAGCAAGGCAAAGUGAUUGCACUGGAGUCAGUGUGUGUUAUCGAUGAUGGCGAGACCAUGCUGGUGGAAGGGCUUCGUGUUGCCCCACAGGAGAGGGGGAAAGGUGUGGCAGGGGUACUUCUUCGCUUGUGCUCCCAACUGGUUAAGUCCAAGUACCCCGACGUUAAAGUCAGCAGACUGACAAGAGAUGACCAACUGGGGCCAAAAGACUUCCAGAAGUACCGGCUCAUCACCAAACAGGGAAUCCUUCUGGUGCGCUUCCGUGCCGAAGACCUUAAAUUACGCCUUGCUGAUCUUGGGCCUAAUAUCACUGUAGCUGGGGAGGGUCUGUCCACCACAAACAUCCCGGUCCGUUUGGAGCCAGCAGAGGUGCAUCAGCUCUUCCUAAGCGAUGUUCUAAUGCAGGGUGUCCUUCCCAAUGCCACCAUCGUUCAAGAUUGGCAGCCCUUCAAGCCUCUGCCUAGCAACAUGGCCAUCCUGCUGAAGAAGGACAUUGAUUGGAUGGUUGACGAUGCCAGGCGCCCAACCAUGGCCAGCUUGUGCACCUUCCCGUUCCGUGUGCCAAUCGGUGAUGACUGGUACUAUCUCAACAUCGACAUGUUUGGUAAAGACCUGACGCUGGCCAUACAACAGCUGCUGUGCCACCUGAGGUGCCACACUGGCACUCUGAAGGGUUACGUCAUGUGUCAGGUGUUCCUGGAGCCUGCGCUGUGGAAGCCCAUGGCUGAUUUCUUUAGGGAGUCCCUUAAAGUGGAGCUGGUGAAGGAGUACACAGAGCAGUGCGUCGUGGAGUCUGAUGUCGUUUAGUCGAGGAGCCUCAGAAACACCUUCCCUUAAAAUUAGACACCAAACCUAUAUUAAAGAGAGGAAAUUUAACAUCUCCCUCAAACAUGGCACCUAAAAGAAAAAACACCUUAUAUAUCUACUCUAAAGGGACGAAAAAACUUCAUCUCUAUUCCGCUUAAUAAAAACGCUCUCAUAGGAUUUAAUUUAUUUUAACAACAACUAAUUCAAAUAAAAUGCAUGUAAGCGAACAAACUAGAAUAAAUGUAGUAGACGCUUGUUUAGGUUAUUUAAUUUAUUUCCAUAUGCAGUGCUGUAAACAGUGGCGCUGUGACAGGACAGGGACUGGAAAAGAGGGAAGCAGUUUUAGAUGAUAUAAAAUAGGGACCCAAAUUGUUCCAGGCCCUUUCAUUUGUUGGCAUCGCUGACAGUGAAAGCAUAUUUACUCAUGCUGAGUUGAAAAGAAAACUGCACAAUCUUUAGGGCACUUUAUGAAAAAAAAAAAAAAAGCGAUCUCACUUUAGUGUCUGUUGCUUUUUCAGAAUGUGGCACUGUAGCUGCUAGAGUGUUUAGAGGAAAAAUAAACAACAUUUCUGGGACUUUAUGACAGGCUGCCCAUAUGGAGAUCGAAAUGGUCUUCAAAGGGAAUUUUAAUUAACUUGAAAAUACUAAAAAUGUCCACAUGGGGUAAAUGUAAUUUCAGACUGAACACCUUUCUAAUACGCUCCUCGAAAAAUUAGUAACUCUUCCUCUAAAGGUACUUUGCAGUGCUUUAAACUCGGGAUCAAAUUAUAAAUGUCUGGCUAAGAACUUGCUUAUACAUUUAGAUUACAGUCUCAAGUUUUUGCUUUAAGUACUUGAACCUGUUUGCUAAAAUGACGUUCUAUCAGUAUUUGUACCUAACUGUAGAAGUGCAAUUUCAAUAAUACACUGGAAUAUUGCUAGAAGUACAUUGAGUUAGAUAUGAUUAAUAACCAAUAAUGAAACAGACAUGUACAAUUGUUUUAGAUUUAUCAUUUGAUUUUUAUUUUAGUUCUAAAAUAAUUAUAAAUGGACUAUUUGGCAGGAUCACAUCUAAAUACAAAAGACAGGAAAUAUAAGUGUAUAUACAUAUACAAAAAUAAAUGUUUAAAUAAAUGUUCUUGUAGUUCAUUAAAAAAAUGUUUGUUUUAAUUUAAUUGAUACAUCACUAUGUAGUGAUUUUGUUACAUCGUAUACUUAUGAUUCAGAAGAAACGUGAUCUUAAGGAAAUUUGUCCAAAUUAGGUGCUCCAAUAAAAAAAAUAAAUAAAUAAUGAUCAUCUCUGAAAAUCUUACGCUGGCUCUUGUGAUUCACCCACGGAAUCGGGAAAACAAAUGAGGACAAUUGGAAACCUGAGCAAAACAAGUUACAACUGCUCAUCUCUAUGAAGAGUUUUUGAAGUUUUUUAAUAGAUUUUUUGAAGUUGAAAGACAGACACAAUUUAUCAGAGGAGAAGAAUGGAUAAAAUCAUAUAGGACACGUCAUCUCCUUCUAUUGGCCUGAAGUGAAGAAAGUAAAGUGAGGUAUUACCAACAUGGAAAAAGAAGAACAGAAAAAGCCUUUAGACAUCCUCAGAACCAUAUUUAGUUCCUUUGCCCCAAACCCAGAUUGCAGCGUGCUUUUCCCUGAAGCACUGUGGCAGAAUGAGAUUCAAAUUCGGUUAAUUUAUGGCUUAAUAUAUACAUAUGAAAAUAUAUAAUGUAAUAUAACUCAUAGUUUAAGCACUCAGAGUCCACCCACAAUUUGUUAGACAGAUUUGAAUCCAAAUCUGUAUCCACUAAACUAAAGCCAAUAAUUUCUUUAUUCUUUUGACUAAUUAUGUGUCUAGUUUGACUUCAUUUGGUGGACUUAUUUUGUGCCCUUGUAUGAACUCUCAACAUCCACUGACGAAAAGGAGGCCUCCGCUCCUCCUUCAUUUGGACAGCUGCAUGUGGGACUUGUAUUGCGGUCAGUAUUUAUAAAUGGCAAACAGGCAGUCUUUUUUGAUUCUGAAAGUCAAGGCAUUUUACAGAUUAUUAACUGUAAUUCCAAUGACAGUUUAUUGCAUUUGUAUAGGUGUACAUAUAUAUAAAUUUAUAUGUUCGUUUGGAAGGGGGGGUGAUUUGAAAAGGGAAUCUUGGUUCAAGUUCUUUUAUGGCUGAAAUCUCGAAAUCCUUAAUGUCUGCUACAAGCUUUCAGAGGAAAUCGGUUUCAAACUAGACAAAAGAAACAUUAAUGCUUCAGUUUCCCAUGAAAAUGACAUCUUCUCAAUUGAAAUACAGGCCUUCAAAAAGCUACAAAUGAUGUUAGAGUCAAGAGAUGCUAUUUUUAAUUUGCCUCUAAAGCACUCGUCAAAAUGCGACAUGAUGGAUUAGAGACCCAAAAUGUGUUUGGUAUGUGUUUUCUGUUGUACAUAGCACAGUGCAUUUAGAUUUAAGUGUUAUGUAUUAUGUCGGUUUACCUUAGAGGUGGCAGGUUCCCUAGGUACACUAGCCUCUAUAUUUAGCUGUUACUUUCUUUUGUGUGACAUUUGGUAAUCCAGUAAUCUUUUAAGACUUUAUCUCUUUUAUUUAUUGUUUCUAUCUUUCAGCUCCGCCUUUUAGCACUUUGGAUAUCUAAUUGCCUUUCUGAGUAUUUGUGAAUUGUGCAGGAGGUUGUAACUCUAUAUUUUACACAGGUCCUAGUGCCAGGUCCACGAGACUAUAAAAGGUUAGAGGCAUGUGACCGCCUGAUGGUGGAGUGAUGUAAAGGAUACGUUGCCCCUUGUUUCGCUGGCACGCGAGGAGCGAACUUUAAACCCAUUUCUUUGAAUUAUGAAGUGGCUUUUCACUUUCUUUUUAUGGAAUGGAAAAAUAAGACAGGUUGCAGAGGGAGAUGAGAGAUGAAGCCGGGGCUAUACUAGGAAUAGGUGGCGAGGAAAGGACAUGUGAUCCAGAUAGUGUUCCCACUCUAAAAAUGAGUAAAUGUUCAUUUUGUAUUGUAAAGACGACAACAGUUAAGACAUGGAAUUAUUUGGAGCGCUGUAUUUGUGACAAAAAAGGGAAAUUGUCUUUAGCAAGAGAGGCCUUGUAUUGGUAAUUAGCCUCAACCCACUAUUUAGGAGGACAACAGAGAUAGACCAGCCCAGAGCAGGAUAUCUGUACUAUCAGACUCAGCACUUAAGUAAUACCUUGAGUGCUAAGUCAUACGAAAGCAAAUAUAUACUCAGACACUUGUUAUCCUGUGUGACUGUGGGCCAGUUAAAGUUUCAGGGCUCGUCUCUGAGUAAGUGAAACUGGAUCUCGAGAGUGUCAUCUUGCUUAGAACAAGGGUUCAUCCCAGACUCCCUUUACCUUCCACCUGAUCCCCGUCGGCUUGACACAUGGAAAGAGUGAGCAGGAGAGGUUAAAAUAAGAAGGCUGGGUUCCAGCCUUGCCCUUUGCCACGCUGCUCUGUACCUAUUCCUGAUUUUUACGUUAUUUCAUGGUGGCAUCUUUUGUUUUUCCAUUUUCCUGACUGCUUUGUAAUGUUUAUGAAGGGCUUUAUGUGUAUUCGAAUCAGCUGUGUAUUGUAUGUUUUGUGAACGAGGGGAAAACCACCAGGGAGAUUUGUUUUCUUUACUCCAAGUCACUAUUCGAACGUUAAAAAAGCUUAACUGAAAGCCUUAUCUAGGUGAUAUCAGUUAAAUUGCUGAUUUGCACUAUCAGAGCUUCAACUCUCUGCUUCUCCCUAUGUUGUUUUCCAUAGAAAAAAAACAUAUUGUGUCUAUACACAGAUGCUUCUGAAAUGGCUAAAUCACACAGGUAUUUUCACCUGUGGUGCACUAAGCUAUUUUGUUACAUUCAAUCUACAAAUCUAAUGCAGUAUUUGGAGGUAAAAUUCAACUAGAUCCCAGUGCAAAUUGUGUUUUAUCUCACGCCAUGUCAGAAUCAUCCAACUCCGAUUGGAUUAACCAUUCAUCUAGCUGUUCUGAUGUGAUGCACUUUAUACUGUAGAUAUGUAGAUAUUCCAAAGCACAGUGGGGAUCUUCAUAAAACAUCAGUGUGGGUUGCUGUAACAGUCAUGGUCAUUCAGUGGAUCGCGCUAUAUAUUUUUUUGUAAUCGGAAUAGGAGCGUGGGCCUGUCUGCGUAACGCUUUUAAAUUCAAGGAUAUUUUUAUUGGUGUGCUCCUGACUUUAUAGACGUUAAUAAAGCUCCUACUUAAUGACCAUUGUCUGAAUAAGCCUCACUGUACCUGUCUGAAACCGCUGAUGGACAUAUUUAUUUACCACUAUCAGCAAAGCAGGGACCAUGAUUUUUACAGACCUCAAGAAGGUGGUGGUUUGAAUGUCCAUGUCAUCCAUUCUCUUGAUGCAGCAGUGGCUGUUGAGUUUGUUUUCACUCGAGUCUUCCCAUUAGCCCUAGAUACAAACUGGGUGUCAUGUUUUGUGUUUGUGCAGAAUAUUUGAAAAUCUCCUAUGAUGGGAAACUAAUGCUUGUAAAUGAGAUUUUAAAAAA
Sinocyclocheilus anshuiensis is the source of this 5607-nucleotide messenger RNA. RefSeq names its product histidine N-acetyltransferase-like. The record is from RefSeq and is a predicted model, not a curated record. Lineage: Eukaryota; Metazoa; Chordata; Actinopteri; Cypriniformes; Cyprinidae. The coding region runs from base 148 to 1155 and encodes 335 amino acids. The transcript has 4 exons. Gene Ontology annotation, molecular function: acyltransferase activity, transferring groups other than amino-acyl groups.